GAUAUGCGCCAAAUUGUCCCUGAAAAGAAUUCCCAAGACUCCUCGACCGCCACGACGGCAUUUCCUUCGCUCAUCCUAAAGACGAACACGUUCGCGGGAAGUCUGGGUUGGGCAUUUGCCAUUUCUGGUUUCAUCUGCUUUCGAGUCUAUGUCUGGCGUUUGAAUCUGUGUUGGGCAUCUUUUUUUGUGUGGUUGGCAUGCGUAUGAAAUCACGGUGAAGACCAAAGAUGGGUGGAGGAGUUGAAGAUGGUACUGCCGUAAUGGUGGAAGAACGGGAUGAAUUUCAUAACUGAGGGCAGUCUUGUCUUUAUAUACACACACAUUAAUCUAGCAUUGUAGCCAUCGAACUUAGUCUUUUGCAGAAUCUAGCUUCUGGGUAUCGCCUCUUCCUGAUAAUGGCUUCAUCACAGCAGAAGAAGAUUUCGUUGACUCUUGUCAUAAACGAGAAAAAUGAGGUUCUUUAUGCUGAAGCAGAUAAUGACUUCGUAGAUGUUUUAUUAAGUGUUUUCACAUUGCCCUUGGGGACUAUUUCUAGACUUGUUAGCAUGGAGACCACUGUACAGCCUUGCAGAUUUAACUGCACAAGCUCACUGCAUCAUAGUACAGAAAAUCUGGAUCCAAAGUUUCUCACUUCAGAUGAUAAUAGAGGAAAGUUGCUGAAUCCAAUCAACCCAAUGGAAGCUGAUUCCAAAAAGCUGGUAUUGGAUCUCGUCAAGUUCUCAUUACGGUCAAAGACAACAUUGACUGAUGUAUUCUUACGCAAAAAAUUGAACAUUCAGAACUUUCAAACACGACCACAGCCCAACUUAAAGAUAAGUGAGCUACAGCAGAAGGUUCGGAGGAUGAAGUUGAAAGUAAUGAUAUCAGAAUCAAAGAGCAGAAUACUGUUUGCUCAAGCAGAACGGGAUUUCAUUGAUCAGAUUUUGAGUUUUCUGACUAUACCAUUAGCAGCUGCUGAACGUCUUGUCCAAUGCAACUCUGGUUUGGGUUGCAUUGAUAACUUGUACAAGAGCUUGGCUAAUUUGGAUGAAACUAGUUUUUUUAGUUCAAAAGUUCGUGAUCUAAAGGACAAGCUGCUUAAUCCCCUUAAUUCUUCAAAUAAAAUCAUAAACCAGUUGUUACCAUUUUAUAUCUUAGGUGCUCCUUCACACACGUGUUGUACUGGUUAUGUUACGUCGAAAACAAUGUUUAUAGUGGCAGAUGAUUUGUCCAUAAAACCUUAUUCUCUUCAUGCUGCUUUAACAUUUCUGCAUGAAUAUUCUAAAGAUGGUGGGCAGGACUUGGGAGUAAGAGAUGUAAGUGUUGGGGUGAAUGAGGUGUUAGAAAUUCUGAAAGCUGCCAUGUCAUCAUCAUCAGCCUUGACCACUGGUUUGAGGCCAUUUCUUAGUGCCGAUUUGGUUCAUAGAAGUGAUUGUAUUGUAAUGUAGGAAGAGAAGCGAAGUGAAGUGAAUGUAGGAAUGUUAUUUGGAUAUGAACUAUGUUUUGUCGUACUUUUUUUUUUUUUUUCCUUUUUGAGUAAGUACUGAAUCAUCAUUCAAUAGAAAAUGUCCAAACAGAAAGGAUACACUACCAAUACAAGGAAUUUUCGCUUUUU
Molecule: messenger RNA, 1594 nt
Organism: Prosopis cineraria
Lineage: Eukaryota; Viridiplantae; Streptophyta; Magnoliopsida; Fabales; Fabaceae
Exons: 4
Coding region: 396-1427 (343 amino acids)
Source: RefSeq, a predicted model, not a curated record